AUGGUAGCCAAUCAUGAAGUUGAACUCGACCCAACUUUUGCCGCGAGGCGGAAAUUACAUCCAGGCGAACGAGACGUUGAUUGGCUAUCGAAAUAUUCCUCAGCCAACUUCUGCCGCGCGUAUUCUAGUGACAUCUGUGAAAUAUCGUAUGCGAUAUUUGUCGAGAAUAGACCCCCAGAAUAUACGUUGGUCAUAGUGCUUUAUCAGUUUUGCCAUUCCUCUUCUAUUCUUCUUCCUCUGCUUUUCUUUUCCUUGUUGAAAUAUAGCCGCUUCAAGAUGGCGAAAGUAAAGUGUUCUGAGUUAAGAACCAAAGAUAAACGAGAGCUGAUGAAGCAACUUGAACAGCUCAAGACAGAAUUGACCACCUUGCGAGUGGCCAAGGUAACUGGAGGAGCUGCAUCCAAGUUGUCUAAAAUUCGUGUUGUGAGAAAGGCUAUCGCGCGAGUGUAUAUCAUUAUGCACCAGAAACAAAAGGGAAAUCUGCGCCUUCUUUAUAAGAACAAAAAGUACAAGCCUCUUGACUUGAGGCCCAAGAAAACAAGGGCUCUACGUCGUGUUCUCACCCCCUACCAAGCCAGCAGGAAAACGUUGAAAGAAAUACGCAAACGCUCUGCGUUUCCACUGAGAAAGUAUGCUUUGAAAGCAUAGAGUAUUGUACAUUUUUCAUGCUAUUCAAAAUAAAAAUUUCAUUAAAAUAUCAAGUGUUUAUUCGUGA
Molecule: messenger RNA, 715 nt
Organism: Solenopsis invicta (red fire ant)
Lineage: Eukaryota; Metazoa; Arthropoda; Insecta; Hymenoptera; Formicidae
Gene: RpL35
Product: 60S ribosomal protein L35
Exons: 4
Coding region: 1-648 (215 amino acids)
Biological process (GO): translation; maturation of LSU-rRNA from tricistronic rRNA transcript (SSU-rRNA, 5.8S rRNA, LSU-rRNA)
Cellular component (GO): ribosome; cytosolic large ribosomal subunit
Molecular function (GO): mRNA binding; structural constituent of ribosome
Source: RefSeq, a predicted model, not a curated record